AACAGUACAGAGGGCAGGUGGUACAUCGGAUUCUUUAAUCUCAGUAGGUUGCAAUUUGCAACAGAAGCAUCGGUUUUGUUACCAAGGAUUGAUUAGCUAAAUAAAACAAAUAAACAAAUUAUUAAAAAAACCAAUAAGCUAGAUUAUAGGGAAGUGAUCUCUAUCUAUAUCCAUUAUAAAAAGGAGCAAAGGGCUUCCCCUCUUUCGCCUGCACAGAAAUACAAUAAUGGCGCUGAAGCUGCAUGGAUCAGCCAUGUCCACAAGCACCUCUCUUGUGAUAAUUUGUCUCCAUGAGAAAGAAGUAGAUUUUGAGCUCGUCCCUGUUGAUCUUUUCGCCGGCGAACAGAAGCAGCCUCAUUUCCUAGCCAAGAAUCCCUUUGGUCAGGUUCCAGUACUUGAAGAUGGUGAUCUCACUUUAUUUGAAUCCAGAGCAAUCUCAGCAUACAUAGCUGAAAAAUUCAAGGAAACUGGCUAUGAUCUAUUAAGGCACCAAAACCUGCAAGAAGCUGCAUUAGUGAAGGUAUGGAUGGAGGUAGAAUCUCAGCAAUUCCACCCUGCAAUAGCUCCAAUUGUCUACCAAUUUUACGUGGUCCCUCUUAAAGGUGUUUCCCCUGAUCAAGCAAUUAUCGACGACAACUUAGAGAAGCUAGGGAAGGUGCUGGACAUUUAUGAAGCUAGGCUGAGUAGCACCAAGUACCUGGCAGGGGAUUUCUAUAGCUUGGCUGAUCUUCACCACCUUCCUUACACUUGUUAUCUCAUGAAAACCACUGCAGCUUCAGUCAUAAAUGAACGCCCCCAUGUGAAGGCAUGGUGGGAGGAUAUUUCAUGCAGGCCAGUUUCCAAGAAAGCUGCAGAGGGUAUGACUUUUGGUGAGAAAUGUACCUUGAAGAUCAAAGCUCUAUUAUUAUAACUAUUUCAAGAGCUAGCUAGAUAAAUUUGUGGUCUUAAUGUGUUGGAAAUUUGAAACUAUGUAUCAAAUAAAAAUUUCUCUUCCCAUGGUUAA
This is a messenger RNA of Hevea brasiliensis (rubber tree), 1003 nucleotides long. RefSeq names its product glutathione S-transferase F13. The transcript is spliced from 3 exons. Gene Ontology annotation, cellular component: cytoplasm. Gene Ontology annotation, molecular function: glutathione transferase activity; glutathione binding. Bases 227 to 910 code for a protein of 227 amino acids. The record is from RefSeq and is a predicted model, not a curated record. NCBI's taxonomy places the organism in Eukaryota, Viridiplantae, Streptophyta, Magnoliopsida, Malpighiales, Euphorbiaceae.